Arabidopsis lyrata subsp. lyrata is the source of this 1547-nucleotide messenger RNA. RefSeq names its product thaumatin-like protein. NCBI's taxonomy places the organism in Eukaryota, Viridiplantae, Streptophyta, Magnoliopsida, Brassicales, Brassicaceae. The transcript is spliced from 3 exons. Gene Ontology annotation, cellular component: extracellular region. The record is from RefSeq and is a predicted model, not a curated record. Gene Ontology annotation, biological process: defense response. Bases 581 to 1429 code for a protein of 282 amino acids.
GAAUAUAAUAAUGGGCCGAAAAGUGAGCCAUUUGAGUUCGAACUGAAUGGGCUAUAUGAUUCGUUAAUUAGGCCUACUAUAUCCGUAGAUGACAUGAAGGCUAAAAUAAUCGAAGAUCAAGAUGAUUAUCCAAAUUUGCAAAAACAAUAAUAGAAAACAAAUAGGCAGAUAAAAAGUCACAUACAUAUAGAUCCUAUUCCUUAUACAAAUAAAUAGAUUUUUAUUAUUUACUUAACUAUAUAUAUAGAUAAAUAAAUAAUAUCUAAACAUAUAAAGUAUAUCCUAACCAUUUGGACUUUGAUUACCUUAACAACAUCCCAAAGAAUACUUGCAUGACGCAUCAGGAAAGGAAUAACACUAACUCUUUCCCAAAUUCCAAAACAAGGAACCUUUAUUAUUUGAAAACACACAUACAGUAUACUAAAACCGAUUAUUAUAAUUGGACCUAUAGACUCUCCACGCAAGUUAUUCUUUCUUCCUUCCUUAAAAAAGGCAAUUUCACUUCAAUAAUUUUUGUAAACCGACCCAUAGUCAGACCAGAAAAUUAGAUUACCUUGAUCUUAAAUCUUUUCUAGUGAAGAUGCCAAUUCGUUUCGGUUUGUCACCAAGGAUCUUGUUACUCUUUCUCACGAUGUUAUCAGGAACAAAAUGGUCAGAAUCAGCUCGAGUAUUCACGAUCAUUAACUCAUGUGAUCAAAAGAUCUGGCCGGCGAUAACUCCCGGAGAAAACUUCAACGGUGGAGGAUUCGAGCUAAAACCGGGCCAAUCCAUCGUAUUCAACGCACCAGUAGGCUGGUCAGGCCGAAUAUGGGGACGAACCGGUUGCAAAUUCGACUCAACCGGAACCGGAACCUGCGAAACCGGUUCAUGCGGGUCAACUCUAAAAUGUUCAGCCUCCGGAAAACCACCAGCUUCACUAGCUGAAUUCACAUUAGCCAAACUGGAUUUCUACGACGUGAGCCUCGUCGACGGAUUCAAUCUCCCGAUGUCGGUGACUCCGAUGAACGGAAUAGGAAACUGCAGCGUCGCCGGUUGCGUAGCUGAUUUGAGGCCACAUUGUCCACAGGAGCUCGCCGUGAAAUCAAACGGGAAAGUGAUAUCGUGUAGGAGUGCGUGUGAUGUGUUUGAUAGAGAUGAGUAUUGUUGCAGAGGAGUUUAUGGGAAUCCAGUGGUGUGUCAACCAACUUAUUACUCAAAGAUCUUCAAGCAAGCUUGUCCUACUGCUUAUAGUUAUGCUUAUGAUGAUCCGACCAGUAUUAUGACUUGCACUGCCUCUGAUUACGUCAUCUCUUUCUGUUCCUCCAGGAAGAAGCCGGUGUGCACGUACCAUGAUAACAAGUUAGUAUGCAGCGAUGGUUCUGCUGGGUUUAAGAAGAUGAUUGGGAGAUUGUGGCUUGCGUUGAUGUUGUCUCUUGUUGUGUUUAGCUAAUUUCGUCACUCUUUUUUAGAUAAACAAGUUUUUUUUUCUUUUACUCUUGAGGAAAAUAUCUCAUGUGUAAAUAAUUUUAGUUUCAAAGUCAAUGUAAAGGUUGAUUUGGGUGUAAAAA